Molecule: messenger RNA, 1674 nt
Organism: Dovyalis caffra
Lineage: Eukaryota; Viridiplantae; Streptophyta; Magnoliopsida; Malpighiales; Salicaceae
Source: the annotation of a GenBank genome assembly
AUGGAGGCUGGCAGGACUUUGCUUUCUUCACCUCCACCUUUUCCUACAAGAACCCUCCUUAAAAAUUCUGUUUCUUCUUCAGUUCUGAUACAUCGGGAACAACCAACUCCUGCUGUUACUUCUAUUCCAACCACUUCUAUAGCUCAACAUUUUCCUACUUCAGUUCUUUUACAAGAGCAGCGUGAUGAGUUUAGACCUCUCUUGAACAUAUUCAAGGAAGAUAGAGCUUCUCAGGGAACAUUGGAUAGGAAGAAGACAGAGGCUGGGACAUCAGGUCAUGAAGGGAAGGACUCUGAUGAGUUAGACCAGCUGGUACAAAACUUUGAGUACCAAUUGCAUCAUUUGCCUGAUUAUUGGAAUACAUUGACACUUUUACAAAAAGGGCAAGAUCCAUCCUUGCCCUUGACCAUGCAAUCUGUUACUACUAGUACUGACAAGCUAAUGGAUGUGGAACCUACUGAUGUUAUUAACCUCGCUAAGAGAGCUUUGUCAGCCUCAAAAGAUGCGGCUCUACUUGCUGAUAACUCCACUGAUCUUGAUAAUUCGGCUUCCACUAGUUCAUCUAAUUUUUCUCUUGAGGAGGGGAAAAUUGUAAGAUCAAGACGGCGUUUAGAGAGGCAGUCUCUAAAUCGGAGGGUGCCAAAAACAAAAGAUAUGGUUUAUGAGACCUAUAAGUCUAAAAGUGCUGAUUUACAGAAAAGGCCAAGUGAAGGAUUUGAUCCAAAUGAUCCCCUUAGAUUGUUCCUGUGGGGGCCUGAAACAAAACAACUUUUGACUGCUAAAGAAGAGUUUGAACUGAUUGCUCAAGUACAGGAUUUAAUGAAUUUGGAGGAGGUGAAGAAUAGGCUUGAAUCUCAGUUUGGUCGUGAACCAAUGUUGGGUGAAUGGGCUCAAGCUGUCGGGCUUAGUUGUCCUGUUUUGAAGUCAAAACUUCACUCUGGUAACCGCAGCCGAGAGAAGCUGAUUAAUGCAAACUUAAGGAUGGUGGUUCACAUUGCCAAACGUUAUCAAAACCGUGGUCUUGUCCUUCAGGAUUUACUGCAGGAGGGAAGUAUGGGUCUUAUGAAGAGCAUUCAGAAAUUCAAACCGCAAGUUGGUUGCCGAUUUGCCACUUAUGCUUACUGGUGGAUAAGACAAUCUGUUAGAAGGGCUAUAUUUCAACAUUCCAGGACAAUUCGUUUACCGGAAAACGUUUAUGGCCUCUUAGGAAAGGUAAUGGAAGCAAAGAGGUUGUCUAUUCAGGAAGGAAAUCAUCAUCCAACCACAGAAGAAUUAGCAAGUCGUGUUGGAAUAGCUGUUGACAAGUUGGAAAAGUUGCUAUGUUUUACAAGAACGCCAAUUUCAAUGCAACAAACUGUGUGGUCGGACCAAAAUACUACUUUUCAAGAGAUAACUGCUGACAAAGAAAUUGAGAUACCAGAUGUGAGAGUGGCAAAGCAACUGAUGAGAAAGCAUAUUCUUGGACUCCUAAACAUUCUCAGCCCAAAAGAGAGACGGAUAAUCAGGUUAAGGUUCGGCAUUGAGGAUGGCAAACAGAAAUCACUUUCAGAGAUUGGUAACGUGUUUGGGUUGUCUAAAGAAAGGGUGCGGCAACUGGAGAGCCGAGCACUGUACAAGCUUAGGCGGUGUGUUGGCAGCCAUGGCCUUGAUGCUUAUGCAGAUUUACUUAGAUGA